AGGGAACGUGCAGUUUGGGAAGAUCCAAUCCCUCUGUGGAACUUCGAAACACCUUUUAUUAGUAGAAACAUUAUUUCCUACAAAAUGAACUCAGCAUCUUAAUUUAAACCAGUAUUUGUGUGGUUUUGAUUUACCUGCAAUGGUUCAUGAAGCUUGAGAUCUAAGGAGUACAGGGUCUUUUGCGAUGACAAUAUGACUAAUAGCAAAGGAAGAUCUAUUACUAAUAACACAAGUAGUGGUCCAAGUAGUGGAGGAGGUUUAGUGGACUGGACUUUAAGCUUAAAUACAAUUCAAUCUGAUAAGUUUUUAAACUUAUUAUUGAGUAUGGUUCCAGUAAUUUAUCAGAAAAACCAGGAAGAUAGGCACAAGAAAGCAAAUGGCAUUUGGCAAGAUGGAUUAUCAACAGCAGCACAGACUUUCAGCAAUCGAUCUGAGCAGCACGUGGAAUUUCACAAUUUCUCAGAGCAGUCUUUUCAUGGCAAUAAUGGGCACGCACCAGCAAACUGUAGCCCCAAGUAUGAUGACUAUGCCAACUACAAUUACUGUGAUGGAAGGGGCACUGCGGAAGCUGCCGCCAUGUUACAGAAUGAAGAUGCGUCUAGUGAUGGGGAUGAAGACAUCAUUGUGGAAGCAAACCAGAAAUCACCAAAGGAAUCCAGUGGUGUCAUGGCGCUGCAAAUACUGGUGCCAUUUUUGCUAGCUGGUUUUGGAACAGUUUCAGCCGGCAUGGUUUUGGAUAUAGUCCAGCACUGGGAGGUGUUUAAAAAGGUAACAGAAGUUUUCAUUUUAGUUCCUGCACUUCUUGGUCUCAAAGGGAACUUGGAAAUGACCUUGGCAUCCAGAUUAUCCACUGCAGUAAAUAUUGGGAAGAUGGAUUCGCCCAUUGAAAAGUGGAACCUCAUAAUCGGCAACUUGGCUUUAAAGCAGGUUCAAGCGACAGUGGUUGGUUUUCUAGCAGCUGUGGCAGCGAUUAUACUGGGCUGGAUUCCAGAGGGGAAAUCCUAUCUUGACCAUUCUGUCCUGUUGUGCUCUGGCAGUGUAGCAACUGCGUUCAUUGCAUCUCUUCUACAGGGAAUAAUAAUGGUUGGGGUUAUCGUUGGUUCAAAAAAGACUGGCAUAAAUCCUGAUAACGUUGCUACCCCCAUUGCUGCUAGUUUCGGCGACCUCAUAACUCUUGCCAUAUUAGCCUGGAUAAGUCAGGGUUUGUACUCCUGUCUUGACAACUAUUACUACAUUUCUCCGUUAGUUGGUGUCUUUUUCUUGGCUCUAACUCCUAUCUGGAUUAUAAUAGCUGCCAAACAUCCAGCCACAAGGACAGUUCUCCACUCAGGCUGGGAGCCUGUCAUAACAGCUAUGGUAAUAAGUAGCAUUGGGGGCCUCAUUCUGGACACAACUGUAUCUGAUCCAAACUUGGUUGGGAUUGUUGUUUACACACCAGUUAUUAAUGGUAUUGGUGGCAAUUUGGUGGCCAUUCAGGCUAGCAGGAUUUCUACCUACCUCCAUUUACAUAGCAUUCCAGGGGAGUUGCCUGAUGAACCCAAAGGCUGUUAUUACCCAUUUAGAACUUUUUUUGGCCCAGGAGUGAAUAAUAAGUCUGCUCAGGUUCUGCUGCUUCUAGUGAUUCCCGGACAUUUAAUUUUCCUCUACACUAUUCACCUGAUGAAAAGUGGUCACACUUCUUUAACUGUGAUCUUCAUAGUGGUGUACUUACUCGCUGCUGUGCUGCAGGUGUUUACCUUGCUCUGGAUUGCUGACUGGAUGGUCCAUCACUUCUGGAGGAAAGGAAAGGACCCGGAUAGCUUCUCCAUCCCCUAUCUGACGGCAUUGGGUGACCUGCUUGGGACAGCUCUGUUGGCCUUAAGUUUUCAUUUUCUUUGGCUUAUCGGAGAUCGAGAUGGGGACGUUGGAGACUAAUAAAUCCUACAAGCUGUUCUCAAAAUCUCACGGAGGAAAACACAGGACAACCACUUACGACUCUUCUUCAAAAAUCUUAAAUCAGUAGUUUGACUUCUACCAGGGUAAUCUUGUUGGCCCUGAUUCAAUUAAAUGGCCUUAACAUUUUUUUAAGGAAUUUGUGUUAAACCAGAGUGAACGGUAUUUGUGCUGCUUUUCGUAGAACAAACGGUAAUUUGACAUAGAUGUAGCCACAAGCUCAAGCUCUGAAGUUAACUAGGAAAGAAUAUGGGAUGUUUACAGUGAGUGAUUUAAAACCCACUGAGGUAGCGGAAAUGUACUUUAUUAGUGUUUAGCUUACAAGGCCAGGUUCAAGGAAACCACGUUCUGCUUUAGCCUGUCUUGUCUCACAGCUGUAUUGUCCUGCAAAUCCUACUAUAAAAUGAAAGGGACCAAAACCAAGUCUUUAAUCGUUUUAACUGUGCCCACCUCUCUGCUACCUGAGGAUAAAUGAUCAGUUACUAGCUCCCAACCUGACCUGAAUGUUUUCUGUUGAGCAUGAGAUAAACUUACGUUUCGCUGUUCCGAUGCAAAUUUAAUUUCAGCUCUGUAAGGUCUUGGCAGGCUUCUCUUCAAACCCAGAAUGACCUCGAGAGAUCUUUAAAGAAAGCAGUGGGUCAUUUUUGAUCAUUGAUUUAUUGAAAGAAUUUUGAUCUUUUUAGAAGACUGAACAGUAAAAACCAGAAGAUAAAUGGGGCUGCAUUUGUAGGGACAAGAUGGUGUGAGAAAUUGUGUGUGUGUGUGUGUGUGUGUGUGUGUGUGUGUGUGUGUGUGUGAAAGAGAGAGAGAGAAAGAGAAAACAGAAGGGAGAGAGAGAGAAGUGUUGGAUGGAGAACUAAAUCUUGGAUUAUUGAUAGCAAAGAUCAUAGUGCUAUUGAAAUAUUAGCAUUAUGUAGUUAUUCUUUUUUUUAAAGAUUUUAUUUAUUUAUUUGACAGAGGGAGACAGCCAGCGAGAGAGGGAACACAAGCAAGGGGAGUGGGAGAGGAAGAAGCGGGCUCCCAGCGGAGGAGCCCGAUGUGGGGCUCGAUCCCAGGACUCUGGGAUCACGCCCUGAGCCAAAGGCAGACGCUUAACGACUGAGCCACCCAGGCGCCCCUAUGUAGUUAUUCUUAAACACAUUUUAUUGAUAUGCUUUUGUCCUUUGGUCCACAGAUUUUGCUACUCUCCAGAGUUUACUAUUUAUUACCUGUAUUAUAAUGAAUAGUUUUUUCUUAUGAAAAAAAACUACCAUUUAAUAUCACCAUGUUUAUAUUAUAAGAUUUCAAAUGAGCAAGUGAUUCAUUUGCUCUUUUGAAGAAGUCUAUUGGAACUUUUAGGCUUGCCAUUUUAAGAGAAGUUGGUGGGUUACUUCAAUGAUUGGUCAUGUCUGUACAUAUCACCUAUUUGCACAGGCUAAUUUCUACAUGGGACUCUAUCAUAUACACUGCUGUGUUUCCUAUAUAUUUUUCUAAAACUCUGACCCGUAUUCCAAAACCUGACCAACGCUUUAGUUAUUCAGUAGGUAAGCAUUUUUAUAUCAUGUAUGGUUCAUUGAAAAAAAUGCAGUAGAAUCUCUCAAGAUAAUCAGAUAUCUAGUAAUUGAAAUGGUAAGGGGAAAAAUGUACAUUAACAUUGAUCAUUACGGUUUAAGUUGUGUAAGUGUUAACAUUAUAUAAAUAGUACAUUGUUUAUAAACAUAUUGGGGGAAGUGUUCCUCUUACACUCUCUAAAAUAAGGGGACUGUGGUAUAGAGUUCUAUAUUUUUGCUUAUUUUAAGACUUUAAUUAUUCCACUCUUCUGCCUUAUAAUGAAUCUUCCAAGGCAGAGAACCGAACUAAUUAUAGACUUUCUCCUUUGGAGAGUUAUAAUGUCAAAUAGUGAACAUUCUUUUAAAAGAAAGAAUGAAUGAUUAAGUCAAUGAAUAUUUAGCAGCAAAGAUUUUUUUAAUUUAAAAACAUCCAUAAAUAAUUUCUUUGAUUUUAUUGUAAAGCAUUUGUAAAUUACUUAUUUACAUUUGGGCUGUAUGAUUCAUAAGCAUUUCUAUUUGCCGAUAGAUUUCUAUCUUGAUUUAUAACCUAAAAAAGUGCCCAGAAAACUACAUUUUUAAAGCAUGUACCACCAUCUUCAGUGCAUUACGUAUUCUGAAACACACUCAAAUACACUCUAUUGUAUGGUGCUCACAACAGUACCCGUGAAGUACAUCAGGGAGAUGGUCUUAUCUGUAUUUUGGAGCAGAAGAAACUGAAACGCAGAGAAGUUACCCUUCUAACGUUGCCUGGGUGUGAAGUGCCCAAAUCGUGACUGAAAUCUGGGUCUCCGGGGGCCAGUUACUCUUUCUGUGACCCCCAGGGGUACCAAGAGUACCUAACUAAUUAACUGACAGGAAGAAGGCUGGAGUAUCAGGAUUUUGUUAAGUAGAAUAGAAUAUUGCUACAUCUCUUCGGGUUCAGACAGGGAAACCUCCAUCUCAUCCAACUGAACGGUAAAUAUAGCCAACUCUAAAUUAUUCAUGUUCCUAAGAUCAAGGAAAACACAUAAAGGAAGACUUCAGAAUAGAGAAUAAUGCCUGACUUCAUUGAACAUUUAGUGGCCUCCACCUUCCCUGAUUUAACAUUUUCCGUAGAUGCUAGUAAGUAAUUGGCAUGGCUGAUCUGAGUUCUGUCUCCUUUCUCUUUUGCUACCCAACCUUGGUUACAGCAACAAAAUGUCUAAAAGGCGUGUUGUAGAGAAAGAUAAAGACAUGGAAAAAUCAGUUACCAAUUAGCUCAAUUAAUUUAUCAAAGGGAUGUAGAUUCCUUAAAAAAAUUUUUUUUACUGAUUCUCUGAAAGCCUUUACAUCAGUAUGCAAUGAAUAAGAUGACAUAUUUACCCAUGAAAUAAUUUAUUAUCAGUCUUAUAGAAUGUAAAUUGACAGUAUUUAUAUUUAUACAACAUAAAAACCCCUCUCCAAACUUCUUCCUUUCACUAAUUUAUCAGACACUGUAUUUAUAUAGAGAUCAUCUUUUUAAAAACAUAUUUUUAUUCUUGCUCAUUAACCUUUUUUUUUUUCCUUUAAAAAACAAAGUUUAGAAGCUGAUAAAAUGGAAACUUAUGGUAAUGUCUCUUCUGGGAGAUAUCAAAAGUUCCACAUCAUACGCUAUCAGUGACGUAGCCAAAUGAAGUACAUUUUAAGAAGUCUUUCAGUAAUUGGGCUUCCUUGCCUUAUAGUGUAUCUGUGGUAUCAUACACCCAUUUAUAAUGGGCAUCUGCUAUCUUUGCAUUGUUGUAAACUCAAAUAAGAAUAAAAUGUAAGAAAUACAGCCUUGUUGUACUUCUUGAUAAGCUAGGUGGACAUCACGCCGUGUAGAACUCACCUAGAAGAGACUGGAGUGAUCUAU
Messenger RNA from Ailuropoda melanoleuca (giant panda), 5310 nucleotides. It is a transcript of the gene SLC41A2, whose product is annotated as solute carrier family 41 member 2. The record is from RefSeq and is a predicted model, not a curated record. Gene Ontology annotation, molecular function: monoatomic cation transmembrane transporter activity. Gene Ontology annotation, biological process: monoatomic cation transport. Bases 193 to 1914 code for a protein of 573 amino acids. Gene Ontology annotation, cellular component: plasma membrane. Lineage: Eukaryota; Metazoa; Chordata; Mammalia; Carnivora; Ursidae. The transcript has 11 exons.